AUGAACGCUGUAUUAGGAUUAUUAUUUGUUGCAUUUGUUGCUGUAGAAUCGAAAUCAUUCAUACAACAAUUUACCAAUUUUGACGAAUUAUCGACGACUCUUCCUGAACUGCAUGUUAUCAAGGAAAUGUCAUUCAAGUACCCAUACAGUUGUCAACCAGGUCCAUUGAGCUACGAGGGCUGUGCGCUGUUUCUAACCAGUUACGGUGUGUCAAGAAAUAUGCCCGAUCUAUUGUAUAAUGGGGCUUGUGGCAGUAACAACUAUUUCCAAGUGAUGUUGGCUGGUGAUGAUUUCGGACUGGUGAGCGAUCUUGGUGAUGUGGCGUUGGAAAAUGUGACCGCCUCACGAGCAUUCAACUGGGAGCGCGUUGUUGGACAGGACAACACGUUUAAGGAGGAUAUGUUGGUGGUCCAGGGCCACACGUAUGUAGCUCUAUUGGCAAAAAGCGAAAUUCGAGCAUUGUUCGCGUUUCGUGUUGAACAAUUCGAACCAAGUGGCCCGGCUACCAUUAAAUAUGCAGUUAAACAAUAUGGAAUCAUCAAAUCAGUUCAAGAGGCACCCGGUUUCUCGUGGGAUCAAACGAAUCAAUAA
Messenger RNA from Didymodactylos carnosus, 591 nucleotides. Lineage: Eukaryota; Metazoa; Rotifera; Eurotatoria; Philodinida; Philodinidae. The record is from the annotation of a GenBank genome assembly.